UCCGGUAGACGCACACCAUUCUUUAGAAUAAACAAAACGCCUGAGCUGUGCUGUCCUUUUCUCUUUAUCGCUACAGACCGACUCAGAUUAAGUCUGAGGCCGUUAACAUCAACAGUGAGGACAAACCCAGCCUGUCUCUCUCCUUCCACACUGAGUAGAAACCUACAGUCACUGGGUCCUGAUUGUGACAGUGGAGCCCAGUUUGCUCUGCAGGAUCCAGAGAUGGCAUCAGUGAAGCUGGAAGACUGCAGUCAAACACUGGAGCUGAAUGUCAUCAUUAAAGAUGAAGAAGAGGAGGAGAAGAUUGGAGACCAUGUUGAGACAUUCUCUACAUCAAGAGAGAAACAGCAGGAAGAUGACAGAGCUAAGAGGUCUUACCACUGCCCACAUUGUGAGGAGAUUUUCCAAAUUCUAUCAAAGCUAAAAAUACACCUUAAAAUACACACAGGAGAGAAUCUGUAUCCCUGUACUGACUGUGGGAAGAGAUUCACGACAUCAAGGUCUCUGACAGUUCAUCAGAGAGUGCACAGAGGAGAGAAGCCCUACUUCUGCUCUGACUGUGGAAAGAGUUUCUCUCGACUGGGCAACUUAAAAAUACAUGAACGUAUACAUACAGGAGAGAGGCCUUACUCCUGCUCUGACUGUGAAAAGCGUUUCUCUCGACUGGGCGACUUAAAAAAACAUGAACGUAUACAUACUGGAGUGAAGCCUUACUCCUGCUCUGACUGUGGAAAGAGUUUCUCUCGACUGGGCCACUUAAAAACACAUGAACGUAUACAUACAGGAGAGAAGCCUUACUCCUGCUCUGACUGUGGAAAUAGUUUCUCUCGACUGGGCGACUUAAAAAUACAUGAACGUAUACAUACUGGAGUGAAGCCUUACUCCUGCUCUGACUGUGGAAAGAGUUUCUCUCGACUGGACCACUUAAAAACACAUGAACGUAUACAUACAGGAGAGAAGCCUUACUCCUGCUCUGACUGUGGAAAGAGUUUCUCUCGACUGGGAAACUUAAAAACACAUGAACGUAUACAUACAGGAGUGAAGCCUUACUCCUGCUCUGAAUGUGGAAAGAGUUUCUCUCGGCUGGGUGACUUAAAAACACAUGAAAGUACACAUACAGGAGUGAAUUCUUACUCCUGCUCUGACUGUGGAAAGAGGUUCUCUCGACUGGGCCACUUAAAAACACAUGAACGUAUACAUACAGGAGUGAAGCCUUACUCCUGCUCUAACUGUGGAAAGAGUUUCUCUCGACUGGGCCACUUAAAAAGACAUGAACGUAUACAUACAGGAGAGAAGCCUUACUCCUGCUCUGAUUGUGGAAAAUGCUUCACAACAUCAACUGACCUAAAAGUUCAUCAGAGAACACACACAGGAGAGAAGCCUUACUCCUGCUGUGAUUGUGUAAAAUGCUUCAAAACAUCAACUGACCUAAAAGUUCAUCAGAGAACACACACAGGAGUGAAGCCUUACUCCUGCUCUGACUGUGGAAAGAGUUUCUCUCGAAUGGGCCAGUUAAAAAGACACCAAGGUACACAUAAAGGAGAGAAGCCUUACCACUGAUCUGACUGUAGAUGUUUUUUUUUAAACAGCUGAGCUAAAAGGGUCAUCGGAGAACACGCACAGGAGAGAAGCCUUACGUCUGCUCUCAAUGUAGCAAGAGUUUCUCCCGAUUGGGCAAUGUAAAAACACACCAACAGAUACACACUUGAGAGAAGCCUUAUCACUGCACUGACUGUGAGAAGAGAUUCUACAGAUUGGUGUCUUUUUAAAUGGCCCAAUGUAUACAUAAAGGAGAGAAGCCUCAUCAGUUCUCUCAGACCAGCUAAGAUUAGUCACUCCACUUAAUUAUCAUCUAAUAAAAUAAUUGGCAACUUUGAAUUGGAUCAAAUGAAGAAAGCGUAGAUCACUGUAUUGUAAUCCUAUAGUUUCUCACUGUGAGAGAACUGUGCAGAGGAGAGGGAGCAUUAUAGAACGUUAGCCUUUUUACUGAUCAGUGUUAACCUUGUCAGUAUGUGUUUUGUUCGCUUCUACUGUAAAAAUAUUGACAUAGACAACAUACACUGAGUGUACAAAACAUUAGGAACACCUUUCUGAUGUUGAGUUUGUCCUCAGAACAGCCUCAAUUUGUAGGGGCAUAUAGACUGUCCAAGGUGUUGAGAGCAUUCCACAGGGAUUCUGGCCCAUGUUGACUCCAAUGCUUCCCACAAUUGUGUCAAGUUGGCUGGGAGUAGAUCUCUACUCCGAAUAGCUCCUUCCUUCUCCUCCCACAGAUGCACAAUUGGAUUGAGAUCUGGUGACUCGGCAGGACCAUUGCAGUAAACUGAAUUCACUGUCAUGUUCUUGGAACCAUUCCUGGACAAGCCUUGUGGCAUAAUCCUGCUGAAAAAAUCUAUUUGCAGUUGGAUACACUGCUGCCAUGAAGGAUGCACCAGAGCAAAAAAACAAUUAACUUUGGUUGCAGGAAUGAAAACACUGGAAAAUUUGAAAAACAUUGCCUGGUCUGAUUAAUCCAGGUUCCUGCUGUUUCACGCUAAUGGAAGGACUAGGGUAUGGAGAAAACCACGAGUACAUGCAAGUAGUACCUAACUGUCAUACCUGAGUAAAAGUAAUGAUACCUUAAUGGAAAAUGACUAAAUUCAAAGUGAAAGUCAGCCAGUAAAAUACUACUGGAGUAAAAGUCUAGAAGUAUUUGGUUGUAAAU
This is a messenger RNA of Oncorhynchus mykiss (rainbow trout), 2701 nucleotides long. RefSeq lists its product as uncharacterized. The record is from RefSeq and is a predicted model, not a curated record. Gene Ontology annotation, cellular component: nucleus. NCBI's taxonomy places the organism in Eukaryota, Metazoa, Chordata, Actinopteri, Salmoniformes, Salmonidae. Gene Ontology annotation, biological process: regulation of transcription by RNA polymerase II. Gene Ontology annotation, molecular function: DNA-binding transcription factor activity, RNA polymerase II-specific; RNA polymerase II cis-regulatory region sequence-specific DNA binding.